GACCCCGCGCGCUCACACAGUGUCCGCGCCCCUCCCCCAGUGCAGUGCCGCGUCGUGACGGCCGCCCGCUAGCCGCUCCAGUGCCGCGCUGCCCGUGACUCGCCUCGCCUCGCACACUAGCUCCAGGCAGCCGCCGCCAUGAAGGACUUCCUCAGCCUCUUCGGCUUCGUGGCCAAGUCGUACCGCGUGGUCAGCUCGUCCAAGACCGAGGCGGACGCCGCCGACAAGCAGCAGGAGCUCCAGAAGGCCCAGCAGGAGGGCACCAGCACCUGCGAUGCCGCCGCCAAGCUGGGCCGCCGCGGCUCCAAGCCCGGCGUCGUCGUCAACAGGGCGUUCCACGACCCCGACUACCAGCGCCGGCUCCACCGCAGGCGUUCGUGGCUGCUGGUGCUGGCAGGCGUGUUCUCCAUAGGGCUGGGAGCCGGCAUGAUGGCGCUCAAACCGUACGACCAGCUCUUCAGAAUGAAAAUCAUGUUCUUCGACGGCGGCGAGUCGUUCGAGCUGUGGCGGAAGCCGCCGGUGGACCUGUUCCUCAAGGUGUACCUCUUCAACAUCACCAACGCGGACGCCUUCCUCAGCGGCGAGGACAAGAAGCUGCGCUUCGAGGAGGUCGGCCCCUACGUCUACAGGGAGCUGCUGGAGCACGCGAACAUCACGUUCAACGAGAACGGCACGCUGAGCACGUCGCCGCGCCACCCGCUGCUGUGGGCGCCCGACCACAACCCGGUGCGCCGCGAGGACGACCUGCUCGUGCUGCCGCACAUCGCCCUCAUGAGCAUUACACAUGUCAUGAAGGACUCUUCAUUCUUCAUGAAAAUGGGGCUGAAUCUCGUGAUUGGACAGACCAACUCACAGCCUCUGGUGCGGAUGACGGCACGUGAGUUCAUGUUUGGCUACGAGAGCACACUGACUACGCUUGGCAAUACAUUGAUGCCUUCUUGGAUCUACUUUGGAAAAGUUGGCCUUGUCGACCGGAUGUACGACUUCUCAGGUGACACAGCAACAAUCUUCACAGGGUCAAAACAUCUGGGGAAGGCAGGCUUAAUUGACACGUACCGUGGCUCGCAGCACCUGCCACAUUGGCAUGGAGAUCACUGCAGCAGUGUUGUGGGUGCCAGUGAUGCUUCCAAAUUUCCAUCACUCAUCAAUCCCAAUGACACAUUGCUCAUGUAUCGCAAGUCUGUGUGUCGUGCAAUGCCCAUGGUUCGUACAGGAAGUACAGUAAAGAAUGGUUUAUAUGCUUAUAGCUACAAGUUCGUAGAUGGAGUUUUGGAUAAUGGUCGCACAGACCCACGAAACAAAUGCUUUUGUCGGAAUGGGCACUGUCUCCAGGAGGGCUUAAUUGAUGUAACAGACUGCUAUUAUGGUUUUCCUAUUGCAGUUUCAUAUCCUCACUUCUACAAAGCUGACAAAAGUCUUAUAGAAGGUGUGGAAGGAAUACAUCCUGAUCCAGAGAAACACGAGUCGAGAUUUCUUAUUCAGCCAGAUGCUGGACUACCAGUUGAGGUAAAAGUCAGAUUCCAGAUAAACAUGGCGAUGGGAGACGUAUCAUCAUUUCGCUCUGUUCGUCAGUUUAGCAACAUGGUUAUACCGAUGCUCUGGACAGAAGUGGGUAUGUAUGGCCUGCCACGGUUUCUUAACAUACGUUACUAUCUGUACCUGAAUGUACUACCAGUCUUAGAAAAGGUGAUAGUGUAUUUAUCAUUCAUUGUUGGUGUUGGAUUAUUUGCCAUUGUGCUCCUAAGAGUAUGGGUUCAAAGAGCAUCAAAUGGAGGGCAAAUGUAUGACUUCAAGUAUCUCCCUCAGUCAGUGGGACCUGUUGCAGAGGCAGCACAAAUUGUGCGCAGACACAGCAUGAGGGCAAAAGAGCUAGAUUUAUACUACAGCUCCUUACUUGUUCCUCCACCAGAAGCUGAAGAAGAAACUGCUGAGGAAGAUGAGGAUUUCAGUGAUGUGCCUGAGUGUACAAAGAUCAUGAUGGAUUCUGCUCUUGAUGAGGUUUCUGUGUGAUCAUAAGGACCAUUCUUGUGUGAAAGUUGUAUAACAUACUCAAGUCAGAACUUCAAAUAGAAGUCUGUGUUGGAACACAUGCUGAAAGGAACUGCUCCCAGCAGUCUAUAGAUCAGCAUGUUACAUAAAGUUCAGCUUUACAUGUAUGCCAAAAAUAAGGGCACAAUGGAGUGUAAGAUAGUCAGAGGAAUAGGGCUAGUUGAAGUGCAGAGGCUUAUUGGAUUUAUAAGGUUGCACAUAAUUGACCAAAGCAGCCCCUGGCAAUUUGAAGGUAGAAGGUGUCAUUGGGCACCCAAUUAUUCAUUCUCUUCUUUAAAACUGUGAGAAGGAAAUGAAUUUUAACUUCUGAGAAAAAUGGAUAUUCAGUUUUCUUUUAAAGUGAAAGAAAAGUAUUUAAGACUGUUGAACAGCAUACAAAAGACAACUUUGGUAAAAGAAUUGUUGUUGCACUGUUUUAUGUUGUAUUUGAAGUGAAACAUAUGUUUUUAAAAUGAAAAUUUGUCACCUGUGAGAACAUUACUUUUGUUCCAGUUCAACUCUGGUACAAUCUCCAGCACACCGACAUUUAUAUACAUUUUGUACAAUAGUUUGAACACUUGCCUUUUCUAAAAAUUAAAAUGUAAUUCUACAUAUUGUAAAAUAAAGUUAAUGUAGUUUAAAUUAAUUUUGUAUCUGAAGAACAUAAUUGUAUCAUGCGGACUCUGCAAUAGGCCUCUAAAUUAUUUUGUUUUCUAGCAGAUAAUUCAUGUUAAAGCCAAAUAUAAAAGCAUAUACAGUUAUAAAAGUGUGCACAGCACAUACAUACUGUAUGUAUAAAAUGGAAAAUACUGCGUGAAAAAGUUGAGUGGCCAGUGUGUUUAGUGUUAUGUUUCUUUCAUAUAAUAUUAUAUACAGAACAUAUCUUCACUGUGCACUGGUCAUUCAGUGAUAUGUUAGGUGAAUACCAUUCAUGACUGCAUUGUGAUUAUGAAGCACUUCAUCUGUAAGUGAUGCCUCAAAAAGAUUCUAAACAAACUGUUCUGCAUACCCGCUGCAGUAGUGUGUGUUAAUUUAAGACAACUGAACGUAAUUAGUUGAGGCAUAAGUUACUUUCAGAGGUCAGUUUUUGGUGUUCAGGGUUGCCUUAUGUAAUGUUCAUAGGAAUGUCGUCAUUUUACUAAUGGUCAGCUGUGAAACUGUUAUUCAUUAAGAAUUUUUCUUGCAACAUCAUUGCUGCAAUUGUUUCCAGAUAUAGAAAAUUAUAAAUAUAUAUAUAAAAAAGAACUAUACAGAGGUAGCUUACAAACAAUAUCUGACACAGUUUACUAAAUUGCUGUCUUCCAUAUUUUCAAUACCACAUGUAAAUGUGACAUACCUGAUAUGAUGUAAUAAGAUAUGUUUUUAUAUUGUAAAGAUGAGUUUUUAGUGACAAAAUAAUUUUAGAAGCAGCUAUUUGUGAAGUGAACAUUUGAGGUAAUAGAGAGUAAAUGUGUUGAACUGUA
Molecule: messenger RNA, 3491 nt
Organism: Schistocerca americana (American grasshopper)
Lineage: Eukaryota; Metazoa; Arthropoda; Insecta; Orthoptera; Acrididae
Product: scavenger receptor class B member 1-like
Exons: 11
Coding region: 139-2010 (623 amino acids)
Cellular component (GO): membrane; cytoplasm
Molecular function (GO): scavenger receptor activity
Source: RefSeq, a predicted model, not a curated record